UAUUACUUUUAAUCCUAGAGUUAUUUCGUAAAUAAUUAAAUAAAUUUUUCAAAUUUUGUGUUUCAAAUCUUGGCAUUUAGUGUUAGAAAACUUGGAAUGGAUGUGUUCUUUUCAACAUAACAUUGUUAUGAUUAUUAUUGGUGGAAAUUAAAUUAAUAAUUUAUCUCAGGGUUAAACGGUUGAUUAUUGAUACAAUUGGUUCUUUCUUUGUUCUGAUGAUGAGUUUUCAGCGUCUUGUUGCGUUUUGUAUGCUUUUUAGUUGCAGCUAUGCGUAUAAACCAGUGGUUUUAAUUCAUGGAAUUAUGACGGGAAGUGGAAGUAUGGAAAUAAUCUCUAGGAGAAUUCAAGAGAAACAUCCUGGCACUAAAGUCUAUAAUGUAAAUAGGUUUGAGAGUUGGUCGAGUUUGGAAACCAUGUGGCACCAAGUGUUGGAAAUUGGUCAAGAUGUAGCAAAUAUAUCUAGUCAUUAUCCGGAAGGAAUUAAUCUAAUUGGGUACUCCCAAGGAGGACUUGUUGCUCGGGGUAUUGUGCAAACAUUUCCAAAUGUGUCUGUGAGCACUUUUAUAUCUCUCAGCUCUCCUCAAGCUGGUCAGUAUGGAGCUGGGUUUCUUCACGUCGUAUUUCCUGGUUUAGUUAAGGAGUCAGCUUAUGAAUUAUUCUAUUCGAGAGUUGGUCAACACACAUCUGUCGGGAACUACUGGAAAGACCCCUACCAUCAAACGUUGUAUGAGGAAUAUAGUGUUUAUCUGCCAUAUAUUAAUAAUCAUAUCCUGUCUGCAAAAUCAAAUGAUUUCAAGAACAAUCUAUUAAGUUUGAAGCGGCUUGUUUUAAUUGGUGGACCAGAUGAUCAAGUUAUUACUCCUUGGCAGAGCAGUCAAUUCGGCUACUAUGGAAUGAACGAGACAGUGAUAGAAUUGCGAGAGCAGGACAUCUAUAUGUCAGACCGGAUUGGCUUGCGUGCUCUCGACGAGAGCGGACGUCUUCAUGUCGUCACGGUGCCUGGUAUUAAUCAUUUUGAUUGGCACAUGAAUGUAAGCAUUGUAGACGAUUAUUUAUUACCAUAUUUAGAUUAAUUAGACGAACGCCAAAUUAAUAUAAGAAUCGACAAAUGAAUGCAAAGAUUUUUUGAUAUUUUGCAUUUUAUCGAAUAAUCAGCGAUUUUGAAGUUAGACAUACGAGUUUUUAAAUAU
Molecule: messenger RNA, 1190 nt
Organism: Pieris rapae (cabbage white)
Lineage: Eukaryota; Metazoa; Arthropoda; Insecta; Lepidoptera; Pieridae
Gene: Ppt2
Product: lysosomal thioesterase PPT2 homolog
Exons: 6
Coding region: 216-1073 (285 amino acids)
Cellular component (GO): lysosome
Molecular function (GO): thiolester hydrolase activity
Source: RefSeq, a predicted model, not a curated record